Molecule: messenger RNA, 1100 nt
Organism: Hibiscus syriacus
Lineage: Eukaryota; Viridiplantae; Streptophyta; Magnoliopsida; Malvales; Malvaceae
Product: isoflavone reductase homolog
Exons: 4
Coding region: 15-953 (312 amino acids)
Molecular function (GO): oxidoreductase activity
Source: RefSeq, a predicted model, not a curated record
AGAGCAAAAUAUAAAUGGGGAAGAGUAGAGUUCUAGUGGUGGGGGCAAGUGGGUAUAUCGGGCGGAGGAUUGUGAAGGCGAGCUUGGCCGAGGGUCAUGAAACCUAUGUCCUUCAACGCCCGGAGAUAGGGCUUGAUAUCGAAAAGCUGGAGACCUUGUUGUCAUUCAAGAGGCAAGGGGCUCGUCUAAUUGAGGGAUCGUUUAAUGAUCAUAAAAGCUUGGUUGAGGCUGUUAAGCAAGUCGAUGUUGUUAUUUGCACCAUGUCUGGUGUGCAUUUCCGCAGUCACAAUCUUCUGUUGCAGCUCAAGCUUGUGGACGCCAUCAAAGAAGCUGGGAAUGUUAAGCGAUUUUUGCCUUCAGAGUUUGGUAUGGAUCCAGCGCUGAUGGGACAUGCACUGGAACCAGGAAGAGUAACAUUUGAUGAGAAGAUGACAGUGAGAAAGGCAAUUGAAGAGGCCAACGUCCCCUUCACCUACGUUGUUGCCAACUGCUUUGCUGGUUACUUUGCUGGCAAUCUUUCCCAACUCGAAAGGCUCACUCCUCCUAAAGACGAGGUUUUUCUUUAUGGUGAUGGAAAUGUUAAAGUGGUUUACAUGGACGAAAACGACGUUGCCACAUACACCAUCAAAGCAAUAGAUGAUCCCAGAACAUUGAACAAAACAUUGCACAUAAGGCCACCAGAUAACAUUCUAACUCAAUCACAGCUUAUCCAGAAAUGGGAGACCCUUUCUAGGAAGAAACUGCAAAAAAUCAGCAUUUCCGCAGAUGAUUUCCUAGCCUCCAUGAAAGGUCUGGACUUGGCAGGGCAGGUAGGGGUAGGGCAUUUCUACCACAUAUUCUACGAAGGAUGCUUAACAAACUUUAAAAUAGGCGAAGGAGGUGAAGAAGCGUCAAAGCUUUAUCCCCAAGUGGAGUACACCCGCAUGGAGGAUUACUUGAAAACUUAUGUUUAAAUUAAAUGAUAUCACCAAAAUAAAUAAUGGAUAUACCAAAUCCUCGAGGAUGCAUAUGUAUUUUAAGAUGGACUCGUGCUCACCUUAAAAUUCAAAUUUUUUAUGUUAAUUGUUUAUUUUAUUAAUUAUUACUAUAUUAAAAUUUUA